AUGGUCAACACCGAACUCCUCUUCAAGACGGCAGCCGCGCUGGACGUCAUUUCCAUUUUUGGGCAUACGUUUAUGGGCUUCAAGAUAGUCCAUCCGGCACUCGGCACCAUCCCCACGGCGGCAAGUCGUGACAACAAAGUCGGCCAACGCGGCGCCCAGGGGACGUGGAACUACUUCAACGCGUCGCUGGUGAUAUCCGCCGCUCAGAACUGGCAGUGGGCGCGCACCGGAGGGCCACAGACGACCGAGGAGAUGGUUAUGCUUGCUGCCACGGUCAUCAUGGGAUUCGCGAACUCGGUCCGUUAUGUGCAGGUGGCCGAAUACGCGCCGUUGGCCUGCUUGUUUGUCGCUCCGCUCCUCAGCCUGGUCGCGACGCUGAAGGGCAACUAA
Messenger RNA from Lasiodiplodia theobromae, 390 nucleotides. RefSeq lists its product as uncharacterized. The record is from RefSeq and is a predicted model, not a curated record. The coding region runs from base 1 to 390 and encodes 129 amino acids. The transcript has 2 exons. NCBI's taxonomy places the organism in Eukaryota, Fungi, Ascomycota, Dothideomycetes, Botryosphaeriales, Botryosphaeriaceae.